This is a messenger RNA of Aspergillus sclerotioniger CBS 115572, 2170 nucleotides long. Its product is annotated as glycoside hydrolase family 18 protein. Gene Ontology annotation, biological process: carbohydrate metabolic process; chitin catabolic process. The coding region runs from base 30 to 2063 and encodes 677 amino acids. Gene Ontology annotation, cellular component: extracellular region. Gene Ontology annotation, molecular function: chitinase activity; chitin binding. The record is from RefSeq and is a predicted model, not a curated record. The transcript is spliced from 2 exons. NCBI's taxonomy places the organism in Eukaryota, Fungi, Ascomycota, Eurotiomycetes, Eurotiales, Aspergillaceae.
UGGCAGGCUGUCAAGCCGAACAUACCGCAAUGCUGGUAGGGAUUGUCUUGACACUUCUCGCCAGCUUCAGGGUCCUCCCCUCGGUGAUGGCAGCCACUUGCGAUAUCACCUCCCAUUCCAUCACGCGUGUCAUCGGCUACUAUAACUCCGGGGCAGUCUCCAGACCGUGCUCAGUGAUGAUGCCAUACUUCUUCCCUCAAGGCAUCUAUUCACACAUUUACUUUGCCUCCGGCAACAUUCAUCCGGACACCUUUGAAGUCAUCCCUCUCGCUAACCGCGACAAGAGGCUCUACACGUAUCUGGAGGGGCUCCAUAAUCGCGACUUUGGCCAAGAGCUGUGGCUCUCUCUAGGAGGGUGGGCUUUUUCGGACAACGACGCCCCAACGGCCACAACCUUUUCCGACCUCGCUGCAGCCGACAUUACCCAACAGAAUGUGUUCUUUACAUCUUUGAUUCGCUUUAUGCACACGUUUCACUUUUCCGGUGUCGAUAUUGACUGGGAAUAUCCUGUUGCAGCUGAUCGCAAUGGACGGGCUGAAGACUAUACCAACUAUCCCAUUUUCCUGGCGAACCUGAAGGCGGUGCUAGAUGAUUACAAUUUCGGUCUCUCUAUCACAUUGCCACCGAGCGACCGAUACUUGCAGCAUUAUGACCUGGCUUCGAUCGAGCCCUCGGUCGAUUGGUUCAAUUUCAUGAGCUAUGAUCUGCACGGGACCUGGAACAUGGGCGAGGAAUGGAAUGGGGCCGUAAAUGCCCACACAAAUCUAACUGAGAUCAAGAACGCCUUCGAUCUGCUCUGGCGUAAGAAUAUUCCCCCUUUCAAAGUAAACAUGGGCAUGGCUUUCCAUGGCCGCACCUUCACCCUGGCCGAUCCCUCGUGUACCGAACCCGGCUGUACCUUUCUCUCCGGCGGGGAUGAAGGCGACUGCAGUUUGUCUGCAGGCACUCUUUUCAACAGUGAAAUCAACCGGAUGAUCCAUCAAGAUAAUCUUAACCCCACUCUGAACAGCGACGUGGCAGUCAAAACCAUUGUCUGGAACACGGACCAGUGGGUAGCAUAUGACGAUCAGGACACGUGGAAGAUCAAGGCGAAUUUUGCCAAGUCCCAGUGUUUGGGGGGUGUUUUUGUCCGCUCCGUCGAUGAAGAUGAUCGAAACCAUACCUUCUCCAAAGGACUGAUGGAGGCAUUGGGUAAUGAAUACAACUUGGAUAUCAAAACCGGCUUAACCAAGGUUGCGUUCAACGAGUUAUCUACGACCACGGGCAGCAGAAGUCAGUCCAGUCAUAAACAAUAUUGCCGCUUUGUCAACUGCGGCGCUUCCUGCCCUAACGGCUUCACGGAGGUUACCCGUGCCGAUCAACCGUCGCAGAUCAUGCAAGAUUCGACAUCUUGUCCUUUGGACUCGGAUCAGACACAAAAACUGUGUUGUCCGACCUCCAGCAAGGUACCAAUUUGUCAGUGGCGAGGUUUUGACGAUUCAGGUAAAUGUACUGGGGGCUGCAGUGGUGACGAGACCGAAUUAGGCACCAGCACGGAUGGUUGCCACUCUGGCUACCAGUCAGCCUGUUGUAGCAUCACCAAAUCCACAGAGCCCUGGUCUCAGUGUCAGUGGACCUCGUGCGAAAACGACGAAACCUGUCCGUCGGGCUACCACUUUGUGGCGGGCUCGCGCCAGGGAUGGGGGGGUCGCAAGUCAUGUAGUGGAAAGCAGCAGUACAACUACUGCUGUUCGGGAUCGGUGCCGGGUAUAUUCUCCAGAUGCGAAUGGACACACCCCAGUGGGGACUACUGCAGCGCCAGCUGUCCAUCCGACUCGAUCCGCGUUGCCGGGCAAUCAAUUUUUUCGUCUGGAACCGAUCAGACAGUGGAUACGCUCGGCUGCCUCCAUGGUAACGAGGCGUACUGUUGCUCGGGUGCGCAGCAGGUUUCGAGUCCAAAAUCCUCUCUCUCGUCUGUUAGCCAAGAGCAAUCGGCCGAGGAGUUCAGUGGCUAUCUUCAGAAAUUCCUGGCCAAUCCUGUAAUUCCCGAGGGCUGGGCUGGUCGGAUGGCUGAGGCGCUUUAAGUGUUGCUGGGAUGCUCUGCAUCAGUGUUUAGUGCGAAUAGAUGCCUCCUGACCCAGGGGCGUUCUCCCUACCAAAAACUCUAUGUGAGAUGCUUGAUAUAUUGGGU